AUGAGUGACGAGUUCAAUAUGCCGAAUCGGAGUUUCCGACCGGGCGACGACCACAUGUGGACGUCGCUGGAGAAACCCGACGGUGUCAAUGGCGCCUUGGAGCUCUACUCGCACAACAUGACGUCUACGGCGUGUGACAAGGACGGCACGUGCUACUUUUUCAUCCGCACGAUUGACGAAGUGAAUAGCGUCCGUGUAUACAAUAUGUACAAGCACCCGCCUGUUUUUGAAGAGGUCUUUUUUUGGUACCGCGGCGCGAUGGUCCAAUCGUGGAACAAAUUUUGUUACCAAGGUGGGAUGCUCGAAGUCCGGGUCCAAUUACCAGGAGCUACGGACCCGAAAUCCGGGAACCCGGAUAUCAAAGCCGGACCAAGUGGCCGGGUAGUGAAUACAAAGUACUACCCCACGUGGCCAGGGAUUUGGAUGCUCGGGAAUCUCGGUCGAGCCAUUUUUUCCGCCUCGACGAACCGCAUGUGGCCGUUCACGUACAACGAAUGUGACGACGACGUGUUCAAUUCCACGUUCCAGCGCAUUAGUGCGUGUGACGAUGAUCCAGGGUACGGGCUGAACCCGAAUCAAGGACGGGGAGCUCCGGAAAUCGAUAUCUUGGAAGGAGCGGGGAACACGGUCUCAGCUUCGGCUCAGAUUGGACCUGGGAUGCCUGAUGAGUACCGGCUGUUCUACCCGGACCAGUCCAAGGGGGACUCGAAUUCUUGCCACUAUACAGCCGAUUGCCAGACACCAGGGGCGAACCACAUUGACGUCCCGACGGCAGUGUACAAGGCACGACGGGAUCACAAGUCUUGGUACCAAGGCAUGCGGUACGCAUCGAACAACUUUUGCCGACCAAGUGGAGCUAUGAAGCAGGACUACGAUACCAUUGUUGCGUCGUUGGAAGCAGGGAUCACGGCGAACAAGUGCAGCGUUCAGACGUGCCCUGGUUCCAAUGACGUGAACGCCGAUCUCGGCCCCAUUGACGGUAAAGGCGAUGAGCAUUGGGGCAUCAAUUCCAACGGCACGUGUUUCCCGUUGUUUAACGCGUACUUGGGCUCGUACCUGUGCGAUCCGGAUAAUACGUACCAAAAGUGUGCGCAACCGCGUGACCCCGAGACCACUCCUGCCUCCGGCGCCAUGAGUACCUUUAACUACCAGAUGGACGCUUUGUCUUCCAAUUGGCCGCUCCACUUUGGGGCGUACACUAGUUAUCAUGACUACCAGGUUGAGUGGGUGACGGGUAGUAACGGCUACAUUCGCUGGAUGCUGCACGGCUCGCCGUUGUUUGAAAUCCCCGCUUCGUCGAUUGAGGACGUUCCGCAGAGCUCAAAGAAGAAUAAUCCGAAGAAGGUCAUGAUUGAAGAACCGCUCUACAUCAUCUUCAACGUGGCUCUUUCGAGUUCGUGGGGCACGUCGCCUCCUAACCCGAGUAAAGAAUGUCGUGGUGAUGGGAAUGACUCGGUGGCUAAUGCCAUUUGUGAUUCGUUCCCAAUGUACAUGAAGAUCGACUAUAUUCGACUGUACCAGGACCGAGGCUCAGGCCAGGACGAGGACAGCUACAUGCAAGUUGGGUGUGAUCCUCCUGACCAUCCGACGAAGGAGUGGAUUGAGGGGCACAUGGAUGAGUACGAAGACAAUGACAACAAGGUGGUUGAAGUGUCCGGCAAGGCGUUUUGCAAGACGAGCGACGAUUGCUCAAUUGGCGGGUCAUUGGGCCAAACGUCGUUGAAGACGGGCAAGUGUGUGAAACAGCGAUGUGAGUGCAUGUACCGCUCGUGGGGAGGUCCACGCUGUACGACGGCGACUUCAGGCUCGAGUUUGUCGUCGGAUGAAGGGGUGAAUAUCGAGACGUAUGGACCGCCAAUGGGAGUCUCGAUUGCGCUGGCAGUGGUGGCGUGUCUUUUGUCGGCGCUCUCGGUCUACAAGGCCGUGUCGAAAUCGGCGAAACAGUCCAAGGUGGCGAUGGCAGCUGUGACGGCGCAGCAAAAGGCUGCGGCGAUUUCCGAGACUGGCCCGACGAGCGAAAGUAGCGCCAAUGGCGUCCCGGUGUCGAAGGAAAAUUACCGUCAGAACUUUGUCUGA
Molecule: messenger RNA, 2076 nt
Organism: Peronospora matthiolae
Lineage: Eukaryota; Oomycota; Peronosporomycetes; Peronosporales; Peronosporaceae
Source: the annotation of a GenBank genome assembly